UUCACUUUUCACCGCCUCCCAUGAAAACCCCAAUAUUCUUUUUUGAGACGAGAAAUUAUAUUCCGUGGAUUUCCACAGAAAGAAAUAAAAUAUCUGCAAUAUAAGAGAAAAAGGCAUUUCUCCUUUGUGUUACUUAUUAGAUUGGAAACUUUGAUUAGCCAUUCAUUCUCUGUUAAGUUUUUCUUUCUUCCAUCACUAAUACUCCCUGCAGGAGAAAGAGAGAGAAGAGAGAGAAAGAUAUGUAUAUAUAUGUAGAGAGAGAGAAAGAGAGAGAUCUAAUCCUGCAUCUAUAAGCUAGUGGUGUUAAGAUUGAAUUUGAAACCAAAAGAGACCUAUAGAAGUUGUAGAGAAGAUGACAGAUGAAGUAAUUUCAACUGGUUCCACUAAAAAUCAAGUUAGUGGAUCCAAUCCUCAACCUGUAGUAAAGAAGAAGCGAAGCCUUCCUGGAAACCCAGAUCCUGAAGCUGAAGUGAUAGCCUUGUCCCCGAAGACUCUAAUGGCCACCAACAGAUUCUUGUGUGAAAUAUGUGGAAAGGGUUUCCAGAGGGAUCAAAACUUGCAACUGCAUAGAAGAGGGCACAACCUGCCAUGGAAGCUGAAGCAAAGGAGUAGCAAAGAAGUGCGAAAACGCGUUUACAUAUGCCCUGAAAAUGGCUGCGUUCACAACCAUCCAUCGAGGGCUCUCGGAGACCUAACUGGCAUAAAAAAACACUUUUGUCGAAAGCAUGGGGAGAAAAAGUGGAAGUGUGAGAAAUGCUCUAAACGAUAUGCUGUGCAAUCAGAUUGGAAAGCUCACUCCAAGACUUGUGGUACUAGGGAAUACAAAUGUGACUGCGGGACUAUAUUUUCAAGGCGAGAUAGCUUCGUCACUCACAGGGCAUAUUGUGAUGCCUUGGCCGAGGAGACAGCAAGGAUAAAAGCAGCAUCUCACAUGGAAAACCAUGCAGGCCAUACCAAUUAUCACUUCUCACUAGGACCUAGUAUGGGGCAGCGUUUCACUUCCAUUUUCGAGCCAAUUUCUUGCAACCCUCAAAAAAUUAAUGAUCCAAUGACAAGAAGCCUUACUCUGUGGAAUAUGAGCCAGCAGCCUUCCCAAAAUCAAGAUAUACUAAGCAAAAAUUUUCAAGAAAUGCACCAAAUGGGAAUUUCUAUCAGUUCCUUAGGUGCAGUAUACAGUUGUACUGAUCCACUUGUUAAUCCCUGCGCAUCAAACCCUCCUGCACCAACAACUACUUAUCAGUUGAAUUGGGAUUUCACGAAAAAUCUUAAUUCCACGAAAGCUUCUGAUGAUCAGUUAAGCUGCAAUUCACUUCCUUUGAGUAAUAUCAAUGCUAAAGAACUUGGUGGGAGUGCUCCAUCUUUGUUUAGCACUCAACAUCAAUCCCACCAUCAAUCCUCAACAGCAAACAUGUCUGCAACAGCUUUAUUGCAGAAAGCUGCCGAAAUAGGAGCCACCACAACUGACCCAUCACUCCUAGGAAACUUCGGCCUCAAGUGCACUGAAAAUCCAGUCCAAAAUGCAGUAACUACUCGUCUUGGAAGUGAUUUAUCUGCAUUGAAUCAGCUUCAAAUGUACCCCUCUAUGCGCCACCAUAUACAGAAUCAAGAAAACAUCACAGAGGGAGAAACUAGAGAUUUUCUUGGUGUGGGCAUACAGUCCAUCUGUCAUCCAUCAUCAAUCAAUGGAUGGAUAUGACUAUCAUGGGGGAGUUAAUUUGCUGAUUUACAUGAUGAUUUUCCCAAGGAAUGAAAUUAAAGAUGAAAAUAAAGUGGAGUUCCUUGCUGAGAGAGAUGAUGGGAUAAAGAAAAAGGAAGGAGUUUUGUAUGUGGAAACUUUGCAGAAAGGAAAUUGUGGAAUUUAGGGGAGGUGAAUAAAAAAUUAUAUAUUUAUAUCCAAGAAUUGAACGGGAAGAUCCAUGCAUAUUCAACCAAAUGGUGGCAUCUUUAUAUUUUUUAGUAAAAGGGAAUGUGUAGUGGGGGCAAAGGCACCUUUACAACUCCAUUAUUGCUCUAUGUUCCAUUUAAGUUCUAGUUGUUAUCUUCACAAACUGAAUUUAACAAUGGAAUCCAAUAUUGGUAGAAAAGCCUAAAUCUAGUUUCAGGUAGGCUUUAUUGCUUCUUAAUCAUCAUUUGUUAGCCUUAUGUAGCAUGGAAUCACAGUUUUCCUAUUACCCGAAAAA
Molecule: messenger RNA, 2180 nt
Organism: Olea europaea var. sylvestris
Lineage: Eukaryota; Viridiplantae; Streptophyta; Magnoliopsida; Lamiales; Oleaceae
Product: zinc finger protein NUTCRACKER-like
Exons: 4
Coding region: 353-1696 (447 amino acids)
Cellular component (GO): nucleus
Molecular function (GO): DNA-binding transcription factor activity
Source: RefSeq, a predicted model, not a curated record